UUUCCCUCCCACCAUAGAACGAUAUAAGGCCAUUACUCUCCCAUCUCCCGGAAUAAUUAACCACCACCCCCUCCAAAGCCUCAACACCACACCCCACCGCCCGCCAUGCCUCAAGAAACCAAGCAAUGGCUCCUCGCCUCCGAACCCGUCGCCGACACCAUCCUCUCCGGCCCCGACGCCACCUUCAAGCUCGUCACGACCACUCUCCCAGACCUCAAUGAUAACCAGGUCCUUGUCCACACGACCUACCUCUCCAACGACCCCGCCCAACGCGGCUGGAUCCAGCGCGGCCAAGACCCCGCCCGCAGCUACACGCCCCCCGUCGCCGUCAACACCCCGAUGCGCUCCUACGGCGUCGCCGAGGUCGUCGAGUCCACCGCCUCCAAUCUGCCCAAAGGCACACUGGUCAUAGCGACGACGAACUGGUCCGAGUACGCCGUGCUCGACGCCGCGGAAUGCCGUGUGCUGGAAGUCGGCGAGGGGAUAAAACCCACCCACUUCCUCGGCGCGCUGGGCGGGACCGGGCUGACGGCGUACUACGGGCUGCUCGACAUCGCGCGGGCAACAAAGGAGGACGCGGUGGUGGUGAGCGGGGCGGCCGGCGCGACGGGGAGCAUGGUGGUGCAGAUCGCGAAGCACAUCGUGGGAUGCAAGCGGGUGAUUGGCAUCGCGGGGACGGACGAGAAGUGUCGGUGGGUGGAGUCGCUCGGCGCGGAUGUGUGUGUGAACUACAAGGCGGCCAGUUUCAAGGAGGAUUUAUGGGCGGCUACGGAGGGGUUUGUGGAGGUGUAUUUUGAUAAUGUCGGGGGCGAGAUUCUGGAUUUGAUGCUGAAGCGGUUGAAGAAGGAGGGGAGGGUCGCAGCGUGUGGGAGCAUUGCGAAUUAUAAUGCGGGGGAUAAGGCGGCAGGGUUGAAGAAUUGGUUUGAGAUCACGAAGAAUAGGCUAGAGAUUAAGGGGUUCAUUGUCACAGAUGCAGUAGUGGCAGGAAAAAAGGGCGCGAUGUUGAAGGCGUUAACUGACGCGGUUAAGGAGGGGAAGAUUAAGUUGGGCGAGGAGAUCGAGACAGUCGUGCCGACAAAGUUUGAGGAUAUCCCGAAGACAUGGGUUUUGCUGUUUAGUGGCGGUAACCAGGGGAAGUUGGUCACGCAGCUUGUUUAGGCUGUUUGGUUCUUACUUCUUCUCCCGCCUACUUUCGUCUGCUCCUUUCACAGCACACUUCUUUACUGCAUCAAUCGAGUAUUCAUCAUCAACGCCUCUAUCAAUCAACUAUUUAUCAGC
Molecule: messenger RNA, 1278 nt
Organism: Mytilinidion resinicola
Lineage: Eukaryota; Fungi; Ascomycota; Dothideomycetes; Mytilinidiales; Mytilinidiaceae
Product: NAD(P)-binding protein
Exons: 1
Coding region: 106-1158 (350 amino acids)
Molecular function (GO): oxidoreductase activity, acting on the CH-CH group of donors, NAD or NADP as acceptor
Source: RefSeq, a predicted model, not a curated record